CUGUGCAGAAAAGGGACUAUAAAAAUAAUCUGAUGGUGAGAGGGGUUGUGAGGAGUGAAAUGGCAGGGCUGGAGUGAAGGCUGGGUAUCCUGGUGAGUGGAGCCCUGACACUCCUUGCAGGGAAUGAAAUCAAGGUGCUUAUACCAACAUCUUUGACUGCAAAUGCUAACCCAGUGUUUGUUCCCUUCCCUUCGGGGGAGUUUGAUGAUGUCAAUGCAGCAGGGCCUGAUUUUCCAUCCCUUUCCCAGCUAAUCUGCUGCUCCAGUUUAGGGUUACAAAUAUAACGAGCUCUUUAAUUACUCCAGGCUGCCAUUAAUCACAGGAAUGGCAUCUGCCCACCAGGAAUUCACACUGGGAGCAGGAAAAAAAACCCCCAACUCCCAACCCGGUGUUUUUGUUUCAAACAGUAGAAAGUCCAAAUCUCCUCCCAAAGUGCCGAUCGUGAUCCAGGACGACAGCCUUCCCUCGGGGCCUCCCCCCCAGAUCCGCAUCCUCAAGAGGCCCACGACCAACGGCGUCCUCAGCACGCCCAACUCGGCCAGCCGCCCGGCCUUCCCGGUGAAAUCCCUGGCACAGAGGGAGGCGGAGUACGCCGAGGCCAGGAAACGCAUCCUGGGCAGCGCCAGCCCCGAGGAGGAGCAGGAGAAGCCCAUCCUGGACAGGCCCACCCGGAUCUCGCAGCCGGAGGACACCCGACAGCCCAACAAUGUGAUCCGGCAGCCGCUGGGCCCCGAUGGCUCCCAGGGCUUCAAGCAGCGCAGAUAAGGGCGGAUGUGCCGCGGUUCCGCCGUUCCAGAAAGCCGGGCCCCCGGCACGGACACACGGACCUGGGCAAGGGGGACUCCCGGCAUGAUUUGCACUGUGACCCCUUCGCUCUGCCCACUGUGACCUUCAGCCCCACGCACUGUGACCUCCCCUCUGCACCCACUGUGAGCGGCGAUCCCGAGGGCUGUCCCGAGGAUCCAGCGGGAGAAGGAGGGGGGUGCCGGACUCGGGCACCGGGAGCUGCGUGUGCCGCUCGGGUCGGGGCUGGCGCCAGCAAUAACGUUUGUUGUACUCGAAACCCUGGCAUUUAAGGAAAAAAAAAGAUGGGAAGCGUCCCCAGCCACGCAUGUUGUCCUCAUCACUUCCAGAGCGAGUUCUGUUUCCGAGGAUUUUGGGUUCUUCUGUUUGAUUUUCUGUUUGUUUUCUCUGUCUGGGAUCGGCCGAGUGCGUGGGAAGGGUUUGACCUGUUUGUGUUAAUCCACAGAGGUAGUUCAGUGUUCCCAAAGGAAUUCCAAU
Messenger RNA from Manacus vitellinus (golden-collared manakin), 1281 nucleotides. It is a transcript of the gene SZRD1, whose product is annotated as SUZ RNA binding domain containing 1. NCBI's taxonomy places the organism in Eukaryota, Metazoa, Chordata, Aves, Passeriformes, Pipridae. The coding region runs from base 325 to 765 and encodes 146 amino acids. The transcript is spliced from 2 exons. The record is from RefSeq and is a predicted model, not a curated record.